Symbiodinium sp. CCMP2592 is the source of this 3030-nucleotide messenger RNA. Lineage: Eukaryota; Dinophyceae; Suessiales; Symbiodiniaceae. The record is from the annotation of a GenBank genome assembly.
AUGCCAGCGAAGCCAAAGACCGGCGGAUAUGCCUCAGGGCAAGUCCAGGACGACGAUGACAGCGACGACAGCGACGAAGGCCAAAGCCGCGUGGAUGCUGGCACAGGGCCCGAUGCAGAAGAGAAGGCGCACUUCUUGGAAGUUUGUUAUUCGUUUAUGGAGUAUGGCACAGAUGCUUACUACGACCUUGGCCGAAUGCAGGAGACCGUCCAAAGCUUAGACAAGGCUGACAUGGCCAUGUGGAAGAUCGAUCCGCUGGCGUGGUACAAUGAGAUCCAGAAGCGUGUGCAGAUCAACCUGAACUUCCUGCGGAUGCUUCCUAAUCCAGACGUUUGCGGGGCAGAUCUAGGACGGCAAGCAUGGCAGCUCGUGACUCAGGUGCCUGAGGGUCAUCGGGUGGCCAGCAGGAACUCAUCGAAGGUGCGCUCCACUCUACGCCAGUUUGUGCGUGAUUGGUCCAGAGAGGGCCAGGCCGAGAGGCAAGCCUCCUACGGGCCACUGGUUUCAGCUCUGCUGAGACACCUUCCUCCCAAGGGUCAGGCCAAAGCGCCGGCAGUGCUUUGUCCCGGCUGCGGGCUGGCACGGCUCCCCUUCGACUUGGUCCGCCUGGGGUAUGCAGCCCAGGGUAACGAAUUCUCCUAUCACAUGCUCUUGGGCAGCCACCUCAUCUUGAACCGCAGCGAUCGGGCAGAAUGCUUCAGCAUCUUUCCUUUCGUGCUUACACUAGCUAAUCGGAAGGGGCGCUGGGACCAUCUGCGAUGUGUGAAGGUGCCGGACAUCUGCCCAUGUGAAGCGCUGGCACCAACAGCGCAGCUGUCAAUGGCAGCAGGAGAGUUUGUGGAGGUGUACAAGACGCAAGCUGCUGAAUGGGAUGGCAUGGCAACAUGCUUUUUCCUCGACACGGCCAAAAACGUGUUCAUGUACAUCCGCCUCAUUGCCCACAUCAUGAGACCAGGUGGCAUCUGGACCAAUCUUGGUCCGCUGCUAUAUCACUAUGCAGAUGCGCCGAAUGAGAUUUCCAUCGAGCUCAGCUGGGAGGAAGUCAAGCCGGAGAUUUGCAAAUACUUCGACAUCCUCGAGGAGUCCGAGAAAAUUGCGCGGUACACCGGCAAUGCAGAGGGCCUCAGCGUCAAUAAGCACCCGGGUCUUGGCUUGGUCCACGCCGGGCUUGGGGAACGCUCUCGAGCGCUCCAGGAGCUGGAGAGCUCGGCAUCUGCGCUCAAGGCCUCACUGGGAUCAAAGCAUCCCUGGACGAAGCAGGCCCGGGUGGACGCUGACGCGCUGAGGGCAACCCUCGAAGCCUCCGACUCUGGGCCACCUCCUGGCAACGAAGAUGAAACCCAGCAGGAGGUCAAUAUUUUCCAAGAAGAGGAGGCGAACCUCCUUUCGCUUGUGCAUGAGCAGCAUGCAGCUCUCCUGACGAUGCUCUCGCAGUCUUUGAGCAGGCUGCGAAGCAUGCAUUCCGACGAUCCACUUAAGCCCGCGGAGGAGAUCCAGGACGUUGUAUACCAGCAGGAGCAGGCGGCCAUCAAGAUCCAGGCAGUCCAUCGCGGCGUCCUUGCUCGGAAGGACCUGGGCGAGACCCACCAGGUUCGGUCAGCCAGCUUGGAGAAGUGUCGGAUUCGUCAACCGGUCCUUCCAGAGGAUGUUGAUCCUUUCCCUCCUGUUUUCGACCGACGGCCAGAAGAUCCCACGCUGCUCAACGUGGGUUCUGAGACGUCCAACGCCUCAUCGUCCCGUGGCCAGUCUACGACGACUUCCACAAAAAGGUCGUCCGUGGGAGGGCAAAUUACCGCGACAAGGGUUUUCGAGUCCAUCAUGGAUGCCACCGUCGUAGAGAGACGUGAACGAUGGGUUGGAAGGCUUGACUACGUUGGAGCUGCUCUUGUGCUUGUCAACUCGGUCGUCAUGCUUAUGGAGUUGGAGCUGGAGGGGCAGGAUAUCGGCAAGACACUUGGCCAAUCGGAUGGUUUCUCUUCCGACGCUAUUCUCGACGUCCUUCACGUACUCGACACUAUGUUUGCGUUUGCUUUUCUUGGAGAGUGGCUGCUCCGCCUUGUACUCGUGAAGUGUGGGUUCUGGAAGGAGAUGGCCAACUGGUUUGACACAGCUUUGGUGUUCGCUGGCCUCGCAGACGUCGUGGUGGCCUGGGCCUUGGCUGACGGCGAUGCUACCUCGCGGAGUCUAACCAUGCUUCGAAUGAUGCGCGUGCUGAAGUCCAUGCGUGCCAUUCGAAUGGUCCGAAGCUUUCGAUUCUUUCGUGGCCUGCGAGUCUUGGUCAAAGCCUGUCAAUGCUUCCUUCCUUCGCUGUGUUGGUCCAUGGUGCUGCUCGGCCUCCUCAUGUCGAUGGGGUCGCUGUUCCUGGGGAAUCUGCUGCAAGAUCCCAUCGCAGAUGAGGCCAUGACGCUGGAAGAUCGGCAAUGGUUGUGGAGUCGAUACGGGACGGCCUACCGGUCAACCUACACGCUGUUCGAGAUAACUUUUGCAGGUAACUGGCCGAUCAGUGCUCGUCCGGUCCUGGAGAAGGUCUCUCAUGCCUUCGUCGCGUUCUUUGUGAUCUAUAUUACCGUCGUGGUUUUCGCGAUGCUGCGUGUCAUCAGUGCCGUCUUCUUAAAGGACACGUUGGAUGCCGCGCAGAAUGACGCCGAACAGCUGGUCAUGGACAAGAUGCGGACACAGUCGGAGUAUAUUCAAAAGCUUGAGGAAAUCUUCAGGGCGAUCAGCUGCUCUAAGUCCAGCAUGAUCACGGAAGAAAGGCUCAUUGAGAUCUUCGAGAAUCCGAAGGUGGCGGCUUACUUCCAGACACUGGACUUGGAUGUGCAGGAGAGCCGAGCUUUGUUUCACGUCCUCGACAACGGCGAUGGGGAAAUUUCUCUCGAUGAGUUUAUCGAUGGUGUGAUGCGGUGCAAAGGGCCCGCCCGGGCCAUCGACCAGGUGGCAAUGCACGCCGACAUGAGGCAACUUGACAUGAAGCUGACUAUGAUCCUGCGCAGCAUCGACGGCACUGCUAGCAGGGAUGCCGAAGAGGAG